AUGCAUUCCCGAUGUACAGCGCGCGAGGAGGAGCUGGCGGAGGCGGCGCGCGCCGUGGGGGGCGUCGAGGGGGGCGUCGAGGGGGGCGUCGAGGGGGGCGUCGGUGGGGGCGAGGGGGCGCUGGGCGCCGAGGUGGAGGCCGCGCGGCGGCAGCUGGCCGAGCACCGCGAGUACGUGGCGGCGCGGCUGGCCGCCCUGGCGCGCCUCUCCGAGCGCCUGGACGCCGCGCUGCAGUGGGCCGAGGAGGAGGCGGCGGAGCGCGAGCCCGAGCUGGCCGAGCUGCUGCAGAACCUGAAGAACCUGGAGCGCGAGUGCGGCGCGGCGCAGCAGGCCGUGGCGGCCGAGGUGCGCCGCAAGGGGCAGCGGCUGCGCGACCUGUGGGCGGCCGUCGGCGCGCGGACAGGUGGGUGCCUACUGGGUGUUCAUGAGGGGGCGAGGCUAGCUCCGGUCAGUAAUACCUAUUGCGAAGUGCAUCAUGAAAAU
Molecule: messenger RNA, 483 nt
Organism: Iphiclides podalirius (scarce swallowtail)
Lineage: Eukaryota; Metazoa; Arthropoda; Insecta; Lepidoptera; Papilionidae
Source: the annotation of a GenBank genome assembly